Messenger RNA from Hypomesus transpacificus, 4875 nucleotides. RefSeq names its product YTH N(6)-methyladenosine RNA binding protein 1 (gene ythdf1). Bases 419 to 2284 code for a protein of 621 amino acids. Gene Ontology annotation, biological process: mRNA destabilization. The record is from RefSeq and is a predicted model, not a curated record. Lineage: Eukaryota; Metazoa; Chordata; Actinopteri; Osmeriformes; Osmeridae. The transcript is spliced from 6 exons. Gene Ontology annotation, cellular component: cytoplasm. Gene Ontology annotation, molecular function: N6-methyladenosine-containing RNA reader activity; mRNA binding.
CGUCAAUUUCCUACAUCAAGACCCCGGAUGAACCUGCCAUUGGGGGAAGUGAACAGAGCCAUCAAAGCACAAUAACUGAAAUUUUGCCCGUAAAGGGGAAUAUAACUGCUAGAAACCCUACUGUGCUAAUGCCAACAGCGGACUGAUUCUAUAGUUUCACCAAGAUACCACCAGAUUGGAUUUAAGCUGAGACAAGGGCACUUGCAGCAUUGAGCAGUUGAACUCAAGUUGGUGCUGGCAAAAGGUGCUGGUUACUGUAACGUAGCAAGCAAGAGCUCGCAAGCUUAGCGAGGCCAGCUAGCUUGUGCUACAGAAGCUAGUCCUAGCUAGCUACAGGAUCCGAAGAAAACGCAGUCUCUUUAGGGAACACGUCUAAUCAAGGAUCUACAACCAAAUCCGGCGGCUUGCUUGAUGAAUUAUGUCUGCCACAAGUAUUGACCCUCAGACGUCUAAAGGACAAGAUGCUAAAGUCUUUCCGGUUUCAGUCCAAAACGGCUCCCUCCACCAGAAAGAAACUGUCCAUGACAAUGACUUUGAGCCAUAUCUCACUGGCCAAUCUAAUCAGAACAACAGCUAUCAAUCCAUGACUGACCCCUACUUGUCCAGCUACUAUGCUCCCUCGAUUGGAUUCCCUUACCCUCUCAGUGAGGCUCCAUGGUCUACUGGUGGUGACCCUCCUAUUCCUUACUUGACGCCCUAUGCGCCACUCAGCAAUGGAGACCAUCACUUCAUGCACGACACUGUAUUUGGGCAGCCUGGGGGGCUUGGUAGCAGUAUAUAUCCUCAUAGGUUUAACUUUUUCCCUGAAAACCCAGCCUUCUCAGCCUGGGGUACUAGUGGGUCUCAAGGCCAGCAGACUCAGAGCUCUGCCUACGGGGGCAGCUAUAGCUACCCACCCAGCUCUCUAGGAGGUACACUAGUUCCUGAUGGCCAGACAGGAUUCCACAGUGACACCCUGAGCAAGGCCCCAGGCAUGAACAGUCUAGAGCAGGGGAUGCUAGGGUUAAAGAUUGGUGGGGAUGUGACGGGAAGUGGCUCUGGCAUGAAGGGGUUGGGCUCUGUGAUUGGUGGUGGUGGAGGAAAUGGGGCUGCAGCGGUUGCCACUGGUAAUGGAGGGACUCCGAUAGGUAUGCCUCCUCCGAAGCCUACAUCCUGGGCUGCGAUUGCCAGCAAACCAGCCAAGCCGCAGCAACUGAAGGCCAAGACAAAACCUGGCAUGCCUAUGCCUGGGGGAGCCUUGCCACCACCACCCAUCAAACACAACAUGGACAUUGGUACAUGGGAUAACAAAGGGCCUAUAACCAAGGUGGCCCCCCCUCUGCCCCUUCACCACCAACAUCAGCACCAGCAGCAGCUCCACUCACAUGGUCAUCCUCACCUCCCCCAUGGACUCCCGCCUCCCCCUCAACAAUCCAUUCAGUCAGCUCAGUCUCUUGUGCAGCAGAUGACCAUGCAGGGCCCUCCCCCUCCUCAGUCCUACCAGAACCACACCUCAGCUCCACUGCCUCAGACCCGCUGGGUUGCCCCACGCAACCGAAACCCCGGCUAUGGUGGGGGCAGCAUGGACAGCAGUGGCUCUUCCAGUGGGGGAGGUGUGGGGAACGGAGGGGGAGGGGGUGUACCUCCAGGAUCUGGUCCAGGUGUAGACUCCCACCCUGUGCUGGAGAAGCUGCGAGCUGCCCACAGCUACAACCCCAAGGAGUUUGAGUGGAACCUGAAAAAUGGACGUGUGUUCAUCAUCAAAAGCUACUCUGAGGACGACAUCCACCGCUCCAUCAAGUACUCCAUCUGGUGCAGCACAGAGCACGGCAACAAGCGCCUGGACGGAGCCUUCCGGACCAUGAAUGGCAAAGGCCCUGUCUACCUGCUGUACAGCGUCAACGGCAGCGGGCACUUCUGUGGCGUGGCGGAGAUGCGCUCGCCCGUGGACUACGGCACCAGUGCUGGCGUUUGGGCACAGGACAAGUGGAAGGGCAAGUUUGAUGUGGACUGGCUGUUUGUCAAGGAUGUGCCUAAUAGCCAGCUACGCCACAUCCGCUUGGAGAACAAUGACAACAAGCCGGUGACCAACUCGCGUGACACCCAGGAGGUCCCUCUGGAGAAGGCCAAGCAGGUGUUGAAGAUUAUUGCCAGCUACAAACACACCACCUCCAUCUUUGAUGACUUCUCCCACUAUGAGAAGAGGCAAGAGGAGGAGGAGGAGGUGCGCAAGAACUUUGAACCAGCGCCUGUCCAGACCCGGUCUCGGCUGGAUCAGGAGCGCCAAAACAGGAGUAAACAGUAGAACACAUUUAUCCUUGGCUUAAUCAACAGUUACACUAGGACGUUUGAUUUAAAAGACAGAAGAAUAUGAAGAUACAAACAAGCCCUUUUUUCUAUUUAGUCCUGGUGAUUCUCUGCCACCGUCAAGACUUGCGCUUUCAGCUCCAGAUACCACCCACCUCUUGUGCAGGGAUAACAAGCUGAUUCCAUGUAUUACCUAGCCACCACCGCACUGUUUACGUCACAUUUUUAAUUUUCCGUUCUUUCCAUCUUGUAAUUUUCUCUCGUCAGACUGGGUUUGUCAAGUCCUCUCCUGCCCCUCUCUACUCUUCAAAUUGAAUCAGGGUUUGACUGCACCAUGGAGGGAAACACAUCUGCCACUUUAUAUCUCAGUACAAUCAGGAACAGAUGUGUCCUGCCCCUAUUUAUCCAUUGGGGGGCGGUGUUGCCAUUUUUCAGAGGUUUAACUGUGCCAACAGGGUUGGAGGAUCCAAAAGGCAACGUCGGACUUGGAACUGUGCGAUAAUAAGACUUCAGUGGUUUAUCUAUUUUUCAUUCAGAUCCACAAAAUCUAUAUUUUUGGCUGACUACUGCAGUUCAGAAACCUGCUUUUCUGGAGCCUUAAUGUUUUAUUUUAUAGUUAUUGAUGACUUCUCAAAAGAACCGCUCUAUAACUGACAGUGCUGGAAAUAUCAGGGAUAGUAGGAAGUCACACAGACUCGAGACAUUUCAAAGGAGGAAAUGCAAAGGCCUCUGGGAAGGAAAUAACUGGUGUGUCCUCCACUGCGGAACUCAUGAUUUGAAUCAAAAAUUGUACUACUUACGUCCCUCACACCCCUCCACUUUAGGUUCUUUUGAUAAAUGAUGUUCAUCAUGAAGGGGUUUUGUAUGUUACAUCGGGAGAUUAAAGUUUGUGUACGCAAUCCAGUCUGAGAGAAUUGUAGCACCCACCAUUUUAAAUUAAUUGUUUUAUAAUUAGAAUGAUGUGAUGUAACUGCUACAUUUGAAUGAAUUGUUUGUUGCUUCUUUUCUUUGGUAAUCACAGUGGUUAUUUGUUUGAUCACCAUCAUUCUGUCUUAAUCCUUAGUAGGGGGGGUUACUUCUCAAAUAUGGUUUUGCUAUAAAUCUAUCAUGUCCUUCGUAAUGCUGAGCUUUAACGUAGGAGUCUAUAGUAAUGGAGAAAGCCUAAAAUGUAUAACCUGAAAUUAAUGUAACUGAUUUACUAUCAAGAGUAAGAAAAAAAAAUCAAUAAUGAAAUAUGGUUUCUGUGUGUUUUUUGUUGUUGCUAAAUAGUUUGUGUGUCCUAAAAUUAAGUCAUUUAUAAAUGUAUUGUGAAAGAAUCGGGUAUACUUGGAAGACAGAUACAUUUAUUGGUGGUCGAACAUUAAAAUACAGAACACUAAUUAUAGAAUGUGCUGUCUUGCCAACAGCCUGGUUGUGAGUAGUUGGUGGGGUGGGGGGGGGCGGGAUGUGUCUCAUUCUCACAAAACAACUAGAUAGUAUUUAUCUUUUUAACUCCCUGCUGUCAGAAUGGGGAAAUGCUUACCCCUACACAUCAAACUGGUAACAUACAGACCUGUGUGCACUCAUCCCCAGAAUAUUUUGAACGCGAUGUCACCUUGUGUGUUGCAGAGCAGUGACACACAUUGUCACCUUCUGGAUGGUGUGAGUUGACAGAACAUACGUAGAUCUUAUAUGCUAUGUUUUCAUUUUGUUAUUUUGAGUUGUAUGCUGUGUGUGUGUGUGUAAAGCACUUUAGCCAAAUAUACCAUGCCCCAAAAGGUCAGUGUUUCUAAUGAAUACCAGUCGGGGGGCGUCUAUUGACAAGUGGUUCUUAGCAGGGUAGGGAGUCUGCAGCAGAACUGUUAUGACUGACUUAUUGUCCAACAGUGUAAGGUUUGACCAAUCACAUGAUCAUGUUGACGUAAUAUAAGCUUCUGCAUUUGCCUGAGGUCUGUUCCAGAUAGUAUGACUGAUACACUUUUCACCCAUUCUGAAAUAUUCAAAUUUUUGAAAAGCUGUAUUUUACUUUUCAGUGGCCAGUGUAGCCGCUAUUUAAGAACUGACAAUGUUCUAUUAAAGGGGACAUUAGGACACAUUUCAGCAUGCCUAAACUGAAUGUUGUUCUUUAUUGUCUAGUCAUCAUAUACCCCUGUGAGUCUUUUAGGGAUACUUAGUCUGUUUAUUAUUCUAAUACACACAACGUUUAAGUCAGUUUGGACUGGUUUUAUAAUCCCUCUCUCCCUGUCACCACUGAGGCCAGAGCAGUAGAUGAAGGUGAGAAGGAAAUGAAGCUGGAGGCUACUGAGAUGCCUUUACGUUAUCUUUGCGGAAAAAGCAUGUAAUGAUUGUGUGGCCUAAUAGUACAGGACUCACAACACAUGCUGAUAAAUGUUGAUAUGUUGCGCAAUAAAGGGCCAUGAGUAUUAUGGUUAUAAUUAUAGUAGAGUAGUACAGUGUUAAUACAGGAAAGAGACAAAUAAAGAUUAUUUAAAAUGUAUACACAUAUGAAUUGCAAACAAUUUAAAUAGACCACUGCUGUUCUGUCAGUGGAAAUUAAUGGAUCACCUUUCCCAUUGAGAAGAAUUCAAGCCUUAAUAAACAGCCCAUUAA